GCAUGGUUUUGCUCACUAGAGGAAGUAAAAAAAAAAAAAAAAAAAAAGUAGUUCCUGCAGCAUGUAGCCUUCAUUGUGACCUCCUGCAUUGGUGAUAAGGGCAGAUACAGUGCUCCUAGUUUACAUCCACUAUGUUGACAAAUAAGUAUGUAGUUGCUGCCUCUGUGGUUGGGACAGUGCUGGGGGGAGGAAUCCUGCUAAAGUGAGUAUUAACAUCAUGUCAGUGUGUCUAUAUUACAUUUUAGUUACAUUAAAUUUGACUUGAAUGAUCUGAUUACAUUUUAGUUACAUUAUAUAUGACUUGAAUGACCUCAUUACAUUUGAGGAAUCCUGCUAAAGUGAGUAUUGACAUCAUGAUGAUGUUGAGGUUAGCUUCUUAUUCGGCCAGCUUCUUAUUCAGUGAUAGAAGAUAGCUUCUUAUUCAUCUAACUUCUUAUUAAAACAUGACGUUUAUUCAUUCAAAAUGUGCAAGAUAAAUAUUACUUGAUUAAUACAGUAUUCAAAUGCAAGCCAUUUUUCUACACAUUUCUGAUAUAGUAACAAAUAAUGAAAACAAUAUAUAAAAUACUAAAUGUUAUUAUAUAAAUUAAGUUUACUCAUUCAAAUUGGCUCUUGUUUCUGUAAAGUAGUACAUUGUAUCUUCCGCCUCUAAAAUAAAUCAAUAACACCUUUUCCAAACAAAAGGGGCAUCAAAAUGCCACCUUCAAAUCAAUGCCUCUUAAAAUAAAUCCAUCUUCGCCAUGUUGUCAUUGAUUUCUAUACACUGGACACCCUUCUUCAUCAUACAAUAAUAUUUAUUCUGAGCCAAACUACAACAUUGGUUAAAAACUGGCACCAAAGUGGCACCAUCAUUCAAUGCAUUUCAAUGGGGAUUUCUGAAUAAGUAACCAAGGUUUUCUUACAUUAAAGCCAUCUUGGCUCACCCAAGAUGCCAUUUAUUUCAAUACACUGGGGUCCCCUCUAUGUCAUCAAAUAACAUUUAGCCUGAGCCAACCCACAUUUCAUAUCAAAAGCUGGCACCAUCAACUCAUGCAUUUCAAUGUGGAUUUCUAAAUAAGUAUCCAAGGUUUUUCUAUACAAAAACCAUCUUGGCUCACCCAAAUUUACAUUAUAAUAGGCUGUCACUUCCUCCCAGCUGGCCGACAUUACAAGUGCCUGUUUGCGGUCUUAAAGGACCGCGGCACUCGACCAGGUCCCUGUUCAGCAAUAAUGUUUCCAUGGUGCUAUAAUCUUAGCACCGGGGAAAUAUUCUUUGGCACCUCUGUAUGCACGUUGUGACACCCCAUUGCACCGCGCCACACAGUUUGGGAAAUGCGGCUCUACACUGUUUUCAAAGAAAGUAAAAUAAAAAAAGCAUGUGGUUGCAUUUUUCAUAUUUCUUUCUACUUCAUUUAGGGAUUACAGGCGCAGUGGCAACGGCCCCAGUAAAGCAAUGAUAACUGGCAAGACUGUGAUAGUAACUGGUGCAAACACAGGAAUCGGUAAAGAAACCGCCAUGGAUCUGGCAAGAAGAGGUAAAGUACAAUGGGAAUAAGGAAGAAACAUAAUAAUCAUUGAUAUGUGCUCACUAAGGAACCUGUUCUCUAAAUGCAGAAUUUGCUACAGCAAAUAUGGCUCCUUUCAUGUGGUUCAAUUCUGUAGCAUUCGAUAGGUAUUAAGAUUAGGAUAGGAAUUAAUUUAAGGCUUACUAUACUCACCACAUAAAGCUGAAUAAAGUUACUAUUUUAAAAUGUAUCCCAUUGCUGCAGUGAGAGUGAACUAAACAUAGCUAAACUACAGAUUAAUUUUCCCUGUUAUAAUGGAAAAAAAAAAAGGUUCCACUAAGGUAAGAGUACAGUUUGGGGUGGAUUUACUGUUGGGGUAUUGUUAAAGGGUGUUAGGUGUAUGUUAAGGCAACUUAAAGGGACACUAGUCACCAAACUACUUUAGCUUAAUGAAGCAGUUUUGGUGUAUAGAUCAUGCCUUUGAAGUUUCACUGCUCAAUUCUCUGCCAUUUAGGAGUGAAAUCACUUUUGUAUAAUUCAGCCAUACCUCCCGUGGCUGUGACUGCCAUUUCUGCAUCAGAUAUAACUUAGUUUUAAACUUUUUAUCGUCUGCUUUGUAAAUUUAACUUUAAUUGCAUACAGAAGGCUCGUGCAGGGUCUAGCAAGCUAUUAACAGAGCAGGAGAUAAACAUUCUAAAUUUAACAGAAUUUACAAUAAAGUUAGUAUAAACAUUAGAUGACUCUUUACAUGAAGUGUUUAGGAAGGCAGUUCAAUUCACAUGCAGGGAAGUGUGCCUAGGGCUGCAGAAACAAAGCAAUUUAUCUCCUAAAUGGUAGAGAAUUGAGCAAUGAGCCAGUAGGGGCAUGAUCUAUACACCCAAACUGCUUCAUCAGGCUAAAGUUGUUUUGGUGACUAUAAUGUCCCUUUAAGGUUUGAGGGGGCGGGUAGCUAACAUUUCUAGAUAGCCUCCACUUGUUCUGUAUUAAACGAUUUGGAUCAUUUGGAUGAAUAGUGAAAAUCAACCAAGAUAUAUGGAGGUCGUCUGAUAUCAACAUACAACAGAACUGCUUAAGAAUGGAAGUGAAAAAUCUUUUGACAUAAGCAGAUAUGCCUUUAUUGAAUAGCUGAAUGGAAUACAUUACAUUAAAACUGUUGAUAUGGACAACCAAAACACAUUUUGACUGCCAGCAAGUUACCGUUGGUGUUUAAUGAAUACACUCCUAAAUGUCUGAAAAACUUUGACCGAUUGAAAAUAGAAAGAUUAUUACUGCCAUAAUAUCGACUGCUUUAUUUGAAACAGAGAUGAGAGCUGAGGUUUUUUUUUGUUUUGUUUUUUCAUGUCUUGAUUUUUCUUGUUUUUCCAAACAUAAUAUUAAUGAAACAAUGUGCAUCAACACACCAUUAACCCGUUAAGGACACCGCUUCAGAAGCUUGUCUUACGCUUAAUGACACAAGCAAUUUUUGCAUUUUCUUGCUGUAUGCAUUCAACUGCAAUUUGCAUCUCUCUCGUUUAUUGCACCGACACAUAUUAUAUACUGUUUUUUAAAGGACAGAAAGGGCUUUAAUUUGAUGUAACAUAUAUAUAUAUAUAUGCUUAUUUAUUAUUAAAAAAAUACAGAAAAAUGCAAAAAAAAAAAAUAUUGUGUUUUUUGUACAGUUUUUGCAAUAAUAAUGUGUGCCUAAUUAGUGCAGGUUAAAGAAAGUAAUUAAAAAUAAAUUCAUUUAGUUGUUCUGAUUUACAGAAUAUAUAAUGUGUCUGGGAUUUUAAGUUUUUUUUUGGUAGUUACAGGUCACAAAGCACAAGGAGUAAAAUAAACUUUUAAUGUGGAGCGAUUUUAGAAUUUGGUAUGUUUGUCUUGUAAGCUUAAUAGCCAUAAAAGAAAACAUAAUUGCCACACAAAAGUGCAUAUUUAUAUAAAGUAGACAUCACAGGCUAUUGUCCUAAGGUUGUUUUGACACUUUCUACGUAGCCAUUUCACCGCCAAUCUCUGCUAAAUAUUGGAGUAAAAUUUAGUUUUUUGGGGUUUUUGACACACAAACUUAUAACAAAGAACUUCUCGUGUAUUUUGUAAAGUUGGUGUGUGCUAUCCCUGUACAAUGUUUUAUUUUGUGUUCAGUUACUUCUGCUGAAUACAACAGUACCCCAUUCUAUGUCUUUGGCACUAUUUCGUGAAGCUACAGUGCCAUAUAGGAGACCUGUCCGUUUCAACAUUUACAGUAGAAUUUUGAGAGGCGGAUUUAAUGGGCCUAUGCUUCAAUUUGGGGUAUUAUAGCAGUUUGACUGUUCAAAAAAACCCACAAAGGCCUACCAUUUGUAAAAGUAGACACUCCAGGGUAUCUCAUAUGGUGCAUAUUGUGCCUUAACAUGCCCCCAUUUUUUCACCAAUAUAUGACAAAGUAUGUGGUAAAAAAUAAUUUGGGGCAUUUUUUACAUACAGAUUAUAUUUUUGCUGGGCAUUUUGUACAUUUCAUAUUUUCCACUAAGUUCAAACCCCCCAAAUUAUGCUCAGCUAAGUCUUCUGAGUAAAACAAUAUGCCCUAUGUAUGACCUAGACACUAUUUUGUGAAGUUACACUGCUGUAAAAGAGACGUGACAAGUUAAGGUUUUUAAGUGUGAAUUUUCAUGGAGAGUUUUGAUGCGUUCAUGUCCCACUUUGGAGCACUUGAGCAGGCUACAUAUUACAACUACACCAUAAAGGCAUACCAUUUCUUAAAGAACACCUCCCAGGGUAUUUCUAAAGGCCUAUUUUGAACCUUAGCGUGGGAUAAUUUUUCCGCUAGCUUGUACCAAGUGUAGUGGUAAUAAGCAUUUUUUCUUCCUUUUUGGCACACAAAGUGAGUUUGCACAGUAUAUUUUGCAAACCAUAUGUGUACUACUACUGUAUACUACUUCAUAUGUUGCUCAGCUAUGUCGGCUGAGUACAACAAUACCCCCGUAUGUACCUCUGCCAGGUAUAUGUGGACAUUGAAGGGACACAUCUGAGACACAGCCAUUUCAGUUUUUUUCAAACUUUAAAUUUUUACACUGUGUCCAUGUCCCAUUUUAGAGUAUUUUACAAGGCUAUAUAAUCCAAUUACACCAUAAAAGCAUACCAUUUCUUAAAGAAGACAUCCCAGGGUAAUUCAAAAGUCAUAUUUUGAACCUUAGCGUGGGAUCAUUUUUCCGCUAGCUUGUACCAAGUGUAGUGGUAAUGAGCAUUUUUUAAUGUAUUUUUUUACUUUGUAAAACUUUUUUUUUUUUUAAUUUGGAAAACCCGUUUUUAAACUUUUUUUUUUUUCUACUUAUUAAAUGUUUUACACUUUCUUAACUUUUUUUUACACUUUUAAAUUUUUUUCUAAACUUUUCUUUUACCCUUAACCCCUAACUAGCGGUAAGCAGCACUAACCGUAAAUUCCCCCCUUUCCCAUAACUCCCACCCACUCCAGCUAGCAAAAUAUAUAUAAUUAUAAAAUAUUUAAAUUAAUUUAAUAAAUUGAACCCCUGAGGUAAAAAUAAAUAAAAGUUAAACCUCACAGGUUAAAAGAAAUUAGAUUACAGUAUAAUACUGUGAUCUGUAUUUUGAUCACUGUAGGCAGUGAUCAGCUGACAGGGAAGGGGUUAAUUUUUAUUUAGACUGGGUAAAGGGGAGUGGUUUUUUUUAUUUAUUUAUUUUUUUUUUUUACUUAAACGUUACUAAAACAUUUUUUAAAUUUUUUUUUUUUUUUUACCUUUUUAAGGCUUAUUUUAAAACUUUUUAAAAUGUUUAAUCCCUAGUUAGCCUAACACCAAAUUCCCCAAUUCCCCACGAACGUCCACCCAUCCCAGCUAGCUAAAUAUAUAAUUUUUAAAUAUUUAAAUUAAUUAAUAAAAUAAAUUUAACCCCCGAGGGUUAAAAAAAUAAUAAUUAACCCUCAGGGGUUAAAAAAAAAUCAGAUGACAUUAGUCAGUGAUCAAUUGGCAGGGAAGGGGUUAAUUUUAUUAAAGCAGGGGAAAGGGGGGGGGUGGGAUUUAACUUUAUUUUAUUUUUACACAGGGAGAAGAGGAUCAGCUCUGAUCCGUCUCCCUGCACUUCACACAGAACCCGAAAGUGCAGGGAGGCGGAAGGUAAGUACACUGAGCACAUGUGCUCACUCUGACAGCCUGUCAGAGCGAGCACCGGUGCUGGGGCAGCCCGGUUGGGUGCUCCCGGUCUGCCUCUAAUACAGAGGCAGACCAGAGCACUGUUAACCCCGCGAUCUGGGGUUAACUUUUUAGUAAAUGACGGAAAUUUUCCAUCAACGGUCCUUAACUGAAGGACAAGGUUGACAGAAAAUUUCUGUCUGCGGUCGGAAAGGGGUUAAGGAUCACAGCAAUCCUAUCACAUGUCCAAUUAACUUAGAAACAUAGAAUGUGACGGCAGAUAAGAACCAUUUGGUACAUCUAGUCUGCCUAAUUUUCUAAAUAUUUUCAUCAGUCCCUGGCCUUAUCUUAUAGUUAGGAUAACCUUAUGCCUAUCCCACGCAUGCUUAAAUUCCUUUACUGUGUUUACCUCUACUACUUCAGCUGGAAGGCUAUUCCAUGCCUCCACUACCCUCUCAGUAAAGUAAUACUUCCUGAUAUUAUUUUUAAACCUUUGUCCCUCUAAUUUAAGACUAUGUCCACUUGUUGUGGUAGUUUUUCUUCUUUUAAAUAUAGUCUCCUCCUUUACUGUGUUGAUUCCCUUUAUGUAUUUAAAUGUUUCUAUCAUAGCCCCCCUGUCUUGUCUUUCCUCCAAGCUAUACAUGUUAAGUUCCUUUAACCUUUCCUUGUAAGUUUUAUCCCGCAAUCCAUGAACCAGUUUAGUAGCCCUUCUCUGAACUCUCUCUAAAGUAUCAGUAUCAAUACCUAAGGAAAGAUGCAUCCAGAAAUCAAAACACAAAUCAAAAUACAAAAGCAUAUACAUAGUUAAACAAGUGUUCGGUAGGUUAAUAGCCUCAUUAUACGCCAGGAGAGUUAAGCGCUGCGUGCACUGCCUCCCACAGCGCCAUACUUUCUCAUGUUUUGAGAUUGUACCAUUCACCCUGUGGGUCGUCGCCUUGUACAUUCUAUUAGUGUCCACGGUGUCCAGCACCACAGAGAACCUUUGAGGUUUGGGGGGGAUUGCCAGUGACGUGCUAUGCAGAGGUUAGCAGCGACCAGUGUGUUCAUGGUCAACAUUUUUAGUGGUCCAUGUAUUGCCUCUGAGAGCAUGUCCAAAAGGAACGAUUCUUGCUUGAAAUCUAAGGUAAAGUUAGUGAGCUUUUGUAGCAACAAUUAACAUAGACGCCAGUACUGUGUGAGAGCUAGGCAAAAUAUAUGUGCAGUUGUUUCUGUUUCGGCAUUACAGCGCCAACAAAGGGGGGACAAUGUGGCAUAAAUGUGUGCUGCUCUGUGUGGCACUAGAUACCAUCUCAUCAUCAACUUUCAGUGCAUUUCCCAGUGAUUUAUGCUCCCUGACACGUUCUGCAUGUGUAAAAUAGAGGUAUUUUAAAAAAAGUAUGGAUACAUUAAAGGAGAUAAAGUGUGUGAGACCAUACGCGGUAGGGGGCUGGCAAAUACAAUACAAUAACGCAUAAACUGUAUACAUUUUUCUUGUGUCUGUUCUAAUUUGUAGGCGGAAAGGUUAUUAUGGCUUGUCGAGAUAUGGAGAAGUGUGAAAAUGCUGCCAGAGAAGUACGUGGUCAAACACUAAAUCACAAUGUGUAUGCCAAACAUCUGGAUCUCGCAUCUACUAAAUCCAUCAAAGAAUUUGCCAGAAGUAUACGGAAAGGUAAGAAUGUGCCUUUAGACAUACAUUCUGGUAAAACGAUUCUAAAGGUACACUCAAAUUUUUUUUUUUAUUUGAAAAUCACUGUUUAGUAGAAAUACUCUCAAAAGACAUGUAUGAAUUUGUUAAAGCCUAUUGUCGCUGUUGGUAUAUCUGUAAAACAGCUUGCAAAAGCUGCAGAUCUUCUGCCUACAGCCUUUGCAACUCCUCUUUUUCCCCAGCACAGACUGAAAGUGAUCAACUUGUUGUUCCUCUUUGAGAAGCCUUUGAUUCUCAGCCGUGAGCGCACAUUGAGGGGAGGAUGCAGGAGCACAGACGACAUGGACUUAUGGAGGUACUACCUCCUGUGGCUAAGGGAAGAGCAAGACGAUCUCCAUGGCUGUUUGACUGACAGCCAGGGAGGCAUUUCUUAAUUUAUUCCUAAAAGUGCCUAUUUCUUAAAGUAAAGCACUGUAACCCAUUCCUACUUUGAGUGUGCUGGGUGUCAUUCCCCGCCUCCUUACAUCCGCUUAGGAGCUUCUGUUAGCUCUCCUGAGCUAAGCCUGUGCACGGCUAGCUCAUUGACUGAGAGUGUCAGCUAACAGUCAUCGCCAAUGGGCUAAGCUCUGUACCGCCAGGGUUGGCUCAGACAGAACUUCCAGCUAACCUGGAAGAGACCCCAGGUAAGAAGUCAAACUUAUUCUUGUGUUUUAAUUAAUUAAACUGUUAGUGAGUGCUGCAUUCAAAAAAUCUGCUAUCAAGGUUUAUACACAACAUUUUUAUUGAAAAUAUUGGUAGAACCAGAAUUGGCUGAGAAAUCCUCUGCCAUGCUAACUGAUGGGAAGUUGUACUUUGAAGAGUACAUGGUGCUUUAAACAUUAGUGGACCCAGGUCUCAUCAGUUUUUGUAAAAGCAAGUGUGUUUUCGCUCUGAUGUGCUGUGGUAUUCUGUCAAAAUGUUUUGUAUCAUUUGCUGUAUAAGAAGGUCAUUUGUGGAAUUACAUUACAUUCAUCCUUUUGUUGGUGACACAUACACUCAUUUAAAAGUCAUCUUCCGUACUUUGUCAAACAAAUCUCCACGUUAGGCAUUGAAAUUGGUUAAUUAACAAAUAAGUUAUUUACCUAUCAAAUCCCACUCUGAUUGAUAUAUAUAUAUAUAUAUAUAUAUAUGUAUCUCUAUCUCAAAUUCCUUCUCAACAGAAAAAAAUACUGAAUCAGGUGAAUAGAAUUUCUUUAGUCUGAGCAAGAAGAAUCUGACAAUGCUUGUUGGGAAUACCCUGUUCUGAUGAAGUUUUGGUCGUCAGUUGGCCACUCCCUUGUAUUCAGGUACCCUUUAGGACUGUGUGAUUUAUAUAUUUAUUUUGCAGAAGAAGAACACGUGGACAUUCUUAUUAACAAUGCUGCAGUAAUGAGAUGUCCUCACUGGAAGACAGAAGACAACUUUGAAAUGCAGUUUGGUGUCAACCACUUGGGUAAGUAGAUGGGAUGUGUUAGACACCUAAGUCCUAAUUAUAUUUUAUGACAAUAGCUUUAAUAAUGUAAAGUAUUAUGACAGGUUCAAAUUUUAUGAAUAUAUAUAUAUAUAUAUAUAUAUAUAUAUAUAUAUAUAUAUUUUUAUAUAUAUAUAUAUAUAUAUAUAUAUAUAUAUAUAUAUAUAUAUAUAUAUAUGUGUGUCGGACUGUGACAUGCAAUGAUGUCACUACUAGAUUUCAUAUUGAAAUUGCAUGGAAGCAUACCUAACACAAGCUAGAAUGGACAGACAGGAAAAUUAUGGUUACUAGUACACAUCUAGUAAAAACAGAACUGCCAGAUUUAAAUUCAUGUAUGUGAUAUUUCGGUGGGAAAGGUGAAGUAAACAACGGGCAGGCAGGAGAUCAAGACAGGAAGAAAUAAGCACUAUACAAGGGAUAGGAGUGGAACAGGGGUGAAAUGUGGUUACAAUACUGGAGAGAGGACAGACCAGCCCCAUUGAUGCGGUGACAAGUCAGAACUGUCGUGCAAAAUAGAUUAAGGGAGCACAGAACAUUGACAGUGAGGCAUUUGCCAGUAACACUUUUUGUAUUUAAAAAUGUGAAUAAUGCAAAGUAAAUGUAGUAAUAUACAUGAGGCACAUAUUUGUAUGUCUGCACAACAUCAAUAUUUCAGUCAUGUCUCAGACAUAAAGGAAAAUUUAUUCCUACUUACCGUAAUUUUCUUUUCCUGGUCAUAGGCCAUGGCAGCACAACAAUGGGUAGCUCCUCCCUAUCCCUAACUAGACAGGAACCUAAUUAAAACAGAAGGUAUAAGUAACCCCUCCUACCCCUCCCACCCUCAGUCUUGUUUCCAGCAAUAUCCCAGGGCGGGAUCUUUGUGCUGCCAUGGCCUAUGACCAGGAAAAGAAAAUUACGGUAAGUAGGAAUAAAUUUUCCUUUUUCCUGGCCAUAUCCAUGGCAGCACAACAAUGGGUAAUACCCAAGCAAUAACCAAGGGAGGGAAAGAAGAACACAAGACUUCCAAAAUAUGAAUGCAAACUGACAAUACACACCUCAUAAGGACAUGAAAAACUGAUUGCCCACUAAUGGCACAUUAUCAAAAUGACCAACUCAAAAUGUACCAAAAAACAAAAAUGUCUGAAAAUUGAUUGAGGAUCAAGCAGCCAUUUACCUACAAGUUCCAGGGAAGCUUGGCCACCGAUGCUCAAGAGGGAGAAAUAGCUCUAGAGCGAGAAAUGGCUCUAGAGCAAACAUACCUUUAAGUACUGUAAUCCCUAGGGCUUAGUAGCCUAAAAAACAGUCAAGACUACCCAUCUGUUGAUGGCUUAUAUAGAGGCUUGAAGAUCUUUAUGGUCUAUUAGUAAAAAUAAACAGAAGAAAUCCAGAAAGAGAGAUCAGAGAGUGCUGAGACAUAUCUCUGAGGUGAUGUGGCCAAUUCCUAGAUAAGUCCUGGAUUGAAGAACUUAGAACCUUAGAAUUAGAAAUAGACCAUGAAAAAAGGUAGCCAGGCAUAUAAGUUUUCCCAUGGCCCUCAGAAGGGUAUUAAUUACUGUAGUUAAAAAAAAACCAACAACUUAUAUUUAAGCUUUUCUACAUUAUCGAAACCUCCAGAAUGAGGAAAGUAGCACUGGACCUGAUGGAAGAGGGAAGAACUAUUUUGGGAGAUCCCUUGGAGGUACUGAAGAAGAUAAGUAGAAGUGGAAACCAUGGACUGGGUAUUAAUAUGGAACUGUCAGGAUGAUUGAUAUUGGCUCUUGCACCCUAUGCAGAAGAGAAAUGUUGGAUGUUAAGGGAGUCCCUUUUCUGAACAUAUUUGAAUUUGGAGAAAAGUUCCUCAACGCCAGUGGAUGGUAUUCAUGGUUAUCACUGUCCAAAGGAUUUCCAUAGGUAAGUUAACCUCUGCCCUUGUGACAUCCUAUCAGAUCUAUGGUGGAGGACCUGGAUCAAAACUCUCUCUGUUGGGGUAAUAUGCCAUGGACCAUGUCGAACUGUAUUCCCAGCUAUACCCUGAACUGGGAGGGAGCAAGGUGACUACAGCAGACAUUCAUCUUUCAUCAUGAAGAUGUAAAAAUAAAAGUGAUGUGAGGCAAAGGAUACAUGGCAAUAAGCAUCCUGCAAAUCUAUAGACAUUAUCCAAUGUACUAGGAAUACUACCUUUAUAAAUAAGAAUGUUCAAGAAUCCUGUAAAUUAGAAUGGAUCUCCAACACCUGUUAGAAACAGAUUCUUUGUGUUCUAGUUGCUUUUUAAAACAUUCUCACAAUAGCUUUCUCUAAUUGAAGGGAAGCCAUGAGAUUUACAAAGCAUCUCUUUUUACCUUUUCUCUUCCUCUGGUAGAAUAAUAACCACUUACAUCAAGGUUGAGAUCUACCAUACUCUCUUCAUGGUGUGAAAUACCUUGGUCUGAGAAGGAAGUUAGUGAGAAUCUUUAUAUCGAAAGGGUCUCCCAAACCUUAGGUCUUGAAGUAGACAAGCUUUCUUGCCCUCUGCCGUUCUGUUGAUCCAUUAAUAUAGGAGGAUGCAUCCGUGGACCAGGUAUUAAGCAAAAGAGCCCAGCUAAUAGACACAAAGAAAGUCAUAUUUCUGGCUAUAAUAUAAUGCGACCUAUGUAGGCUUCUUAGCUGAAGACUAUUCCCGGUUAAUGACUUGUAAAUUGACAAGAGAAAAAGGAAAUUUAUCUCUGAUAUGCUCCUCCAAUUUAUCCAUACCAAUAUUAGAUCCUUAGAGAUUGGGGUAAAACCUUACAGCAAGAUGAAAGCCUGUGCCAGCUGCCACAUAGGCUUUAGAGAGGAGCAGAACCAUGUAUACUCUGUGGAGUUUCAGAGAGAUCCCGCAUUGUUUACAGGCAGAGAGGAACAUUUAGCCAGUCUAAGGACUGCAUCUACUACUUAGGAGCAGAGUCCCAGGUACUAGUGUCUGAAAUUCCAAUAGAUGAAGACUGAGAUACUCCCUUGUGUUGAAAACCUCUCUCAGUGUAGACCCAUUACUCCAUUAAGGAUCUUAAGGGGACCGAAAACUGGAAAAGAUACUCUACACCUUCUGACAUCCGAAAAGAAAGGCUAGAGGUAAAAGGACUCUGGAAAUCAAAUGAACGGAUUCUGGAACUACUGAAAUAGACUGAAUAUCCUCAUCUGAUGAUUUCAUAUCUCUGAAUGGAUCCAUCUCCCAGGAUUCCUAAGAGUAUUCAUUCUGGGAAUUGUCCAGAGGAUCCAAGCUUUAACAGCUUCUGUGACGUCUUGAGAUACCUCCUGUUAAUAUUGUGUAAUACACAGGGCAUGGGUAGAAGGGCCUGUAGCCACUUUCAGACAGUCUGUGCAGAGACUUUACUUUUACAAGGAUCUCUUAUCAUAUGUCUCACAAACAAUUCUUUAGUGUGACUUCCCUUGUAUGAUCCGGAUUAUUUUCUUUCCGUAGAGCGAUCAUCAUAGGGAAUUCCAAUUAUUGAUAGGCACUCUUUUGUUUAGUAAUGACAGAAAAAAAUAAAAUGGCUUACCUAUGUCUCUUAGAGUGUGACCUUUUUUCUGGGAGCAGAGGGAUCUGAAUCCAUAACUGCAUAAGAUUUCUUUUUAUCCUUUACAAAGAAAAAUCUCUGCUAAAUAAGUAGAGAUUGAUAGAUACAGAAAAAUAAGUAAUAUACCUUCGAUAAAGAAACUUACCAAAACCAAAAAGAAGAAUUCAAAUUAAGAUGGAAACUGCACACAAAUCGAAUUACUUAAUAUAGGAAAAACCCAUAAGAAAACAUUGUGCUGAAAAGGGGAGGCCAAUAUGACCCUGCAACCACUGCAACUGGGCUUACAUUUUAGAAUACGCAGGAGCGAAUCAGAUUUCCGCGCAUGCGCGGUAAUGGCAUGGCGCGACCACUGGACUAGCACCUGCGUAUUCGCGGGUGAUUAAACGCAGAGGUAAAAACCUGAAUGGGCCCAAAAGUAAGAAUGGAAACUUAGGGACUUAAAAUAAAACAGGUUGAAAGGCUGAGAUAGAGGAACAGAACAGCGAAUAGCCUAUUACCAAGUACAGAGACAUUGAAAUAGGAUAAUAAAUUUAGUGAAUACAUAAAACAAACAUGGAGGCAUAUAAUAAUGAAAUUAAAAAGCACAUAGAAUAACUGAAUCCAGCAGCUGUAUUAAAAGGCACUAGAAACAAUUAUUGCAAAUCUUGAACCAGGAAAGAGGCAUUCAGAUAUUUUCUGGUUUCCAAGUGUACACAUUUUAUUUACAAUUAUGGACUGAGUCAGCCCUGCAGGGAAUUGAACUGGUGAGCCCAAGUGACAAACAGAUUCUUCUGAUGAAGUAUUAGCCCACUGAACUAUCUCACCAUACUCAGGUGAGACAGCUGCAAUAAAAGGUUUAACAGAGGCCUAGGAAUAAGUAAAUCCAGCGGUUAAAAUAAAAGGCCCAACAGAGGCCUAGGAAAAAGCUCGCUGCUGUAUUAAAAGGCAUAACAAAUACCUAGGAAAAGGUGACUCCUAUGGCUGUAUUAAAAGAUACAGAGGCUUAGGAGUAAGACACAGGAGCCUAUGAGUAAGUGACUCCAGUUAAAAGGCCCAACAGAGGCCUAGGGAUAAGUAAUCCAGUGGCUGUAUUAAAAGACACUGAAGUCUAGAAAUAAGUGACUCCGGUGGCUAUAUUAGAAGGCCCAGCAGAGGCCUAGGAAUAAAUUAAUGCAGCUGCUAUAUUAAAAGGCCCAGCAGAGGCCUAGGAAUAAGUAAUCCAGUGGAUACAUUAAAAGGCCCAGCAGAGGCCUAGGAAUAAGUAAUCCAGUGGAUAUAUUAAAAGACACAGAAGCCUCUGAAUAAGAGACUCCAGUGCUUAUUUUAAAAGGCCCAGCAGAGGCCUAGGAAUAAGUAACCCAGUGGAUAUAUUAAAAGACACAGAGGCCUAGGAAUAAGUAAUCCAGUGGAUACAUUAAAAGACACAGAAGCCUCUGAAUAAGAGACUCCAGUGCUUAUAUUAAAAGGCCCAACAGAGGCCUAGGAAUAAAUGAAUCCAACUGCUAUUUUAAAAGGCCCAGCAGAGGCCUAGGAAUCAGUAACCCAGUGGAUAUAUUAAAAGACACAGAGGCCUUGGAAUAAGACACAGAAGCCUAGGAAUACGUUUGAUAGAAAUUCAGAUUAGCAGGAAUCUCUUACCGUUUAGAUGAAACCGAUGAAGGGUAGAAGGGGUUAUAUCCAUAUAUUUGCUCUGUAUGUGCCUGCCCAGCCUGCUACUCCUUGGUCACUGCAGGAAAUAGGCUGAUGACAAAAUCUUGCUACCUUUAGGGUCACAGCAAGUAAAUCCAUGGGAAAAUACAAGAUAGUGAGUUAUACUUUAAGCCUUUCAGUGAUGGAAUGCUAGUCCAUCUCACAUUAACUCUUUUAGUGAUGAAAUGUUAAUCUCAUAGAAUCUUUGCAAUCCGUGUGCAUGUCCGGCCUGCUACUCGUUGGUCACUGCAGGAAAUAGGCUGAUGGCAUAAUCUUGCUACCUUUAGGGUCACAGCAAGUAAAUCCAUGGCAAAGUAUAAGAUAGUGAGUUGUACUUUAACCCUUUCAGCGAUGGAAUGCUAGUCUGUCUCACAUUAACUCCUUCAGCAAUGGAAUGUUAGUCAAUGUCAUAUUAAUCCUUGCAAUCCAUGUGCAUGUCUGGCCUGCUACCCCUUGGUCACUGCAGGAGACAGGAGGAUGGCAUAAUCUUGCUACCCCUAGGGUCACCGCAAGUAAAUCCAUAUGCCCUGUAUGUGCAUGCCCAGCCUGCUACCUCUUGGUCACUGCAGGAAUCAUGGUGAUGGCAUGAUCUUGCUACCCCUAGGGUCACAGCAAGUUAGAACCCCCGGUCACUAAAGGGGUCUCUCCAGGGGGUCACCUUUGCACAGGGCCGUGUACUGGAGACUGCCCAAGGGAGAGAGGCUGAACUCCCUUGAGGGAGAAGGUAACAACCCUCAGGUAAGCCAAAAAGAAAAAAUUCUCUAGUCUUAGAAUGACUAAAUCUGUCCUAGGGAUAGGACAGGAACAAAAAGACUGAGGGUGGGAGGGGUAGGAGGGGUUACUUAUACCUUCUGUUUUAAUUAGGUUCCUGUCUAGUUAGGGAUAGGGAGGAGCUACCCAUUGUUGUGCUGCCAUGGAUAUGGCCAGGAAAAAUGAAUAGAAACAUGAUUGAUUUUUGCUUUUGGCCAAAUAUAACUAUUUUGUACCUCCAGCUCCCAGGAGUUUUUCUAUCCAUUAUCAAAGGAUACCACUUGCACAAACAAAAAUUACAAAAUUGCCAAGUUUACAUUAUUUAUGCAUGGAAAUUAUCACCAGUGUUGUGGAUAUUACUAAAGUUAACUUCAUAGUUUAAUAUUAGAUAAAGCAUAUACACGUAAUUAACUCAGAAGACCAUGUGAAAAUGCAGCUUGCGAAUGGAGCAGUGUAUGGAAAUGUUCAGAGGUAUGAUCCAUACACCAAAACUGCUUCAUUAAACUAAAGCGGGUUUGGUGACUCUAGUCUCCCUUUACAUCUUUGGUUAUUAUAGGUUGUUUCCUCUUACAAAUCAUGAUGCAUUGUGAUAAUUAAGAUCAGAUAUAUACAGUGGCGUACUAAGGGGGGGGCGGGGGGGGCGGUCCGCCCCGGGUGCCAGCCGGGUGGGGGGUGCCAUGGCCAUUAUACUGCAACCGCCCGGCUCUGUAGAGAGCCUCGAGGCUGCAGCAGUGAUGCGUCCAUGGUGACCGCCAGGCACCCAGCAUGGGGAGAGGGGGCUGACAGGAGGCUCUGUCAGCUCCUCACUACAGCAUAUUGAUCAUGGUACAGAGAGCAUGUCUCCCUGUACCCGGCGGUCUUUGAGGAAGAUGAUACACAGAGUGUGUGCUGCACUUCCUGUUAAUCCCGGCAGUACAAAUACUUUACCUGUACCCUUGAUUCUUCCUGAGCUUUCAGAAGCGCCUUCACAGGGAGGUAGGGGAGGGAGAAAAGAAGGGGAGAGGGGAGGGUGAGAAAGAAGGGGAGAGGGGGUGAGAAAGAGAGAUAAGGGGGGGUGAGAAAGAGAAAUAAGGGGUAAGGGGGGGGUGAGAAAGAGAAAUUGGGGGGGGGGGGAGAAGGAAAUUGGAGCGGGAGGAGAGAUUUACAUUCAUCACAUACACACAAUGCACCCCUUGCACACAGACACAGACACACAUACACAAGCAAUGCAACCGUUACACACAAUGCAUCCCUUACACACACAGAAACACACAAUGCAUUCAUUACACACACUCAAUGCACCCCUUACACAUAUUCAAUGCAUCCCAUACAUACACAGAAACACACCUUGCAGCCCUUACACAUACAAACACAAUUUCACACAAUGCAUUCCUUACACACAUAUCAGGACAUCCCUUACACACUCCACCCCCUGUGAACAAACUCAUUGGUGGAACAUGAAGGUGGACCCUGGGACCCAGACCUUGAGCUGUGUAAAGGACCCCCAAAAAAUGGAGCUGCUUCCCGUUCUCCCAGAACAUUGAUUUUUGUGACCACAGUUACAAACCGCCUCCAGAGAGCCUGUUCUGCACCAGACCAGUGGAGCCAGACUGCAGCUAGAGCCCAUCAUCAUCCUCAUCUGGUUGUAAGUAGGCAAUCUAGUAUAUUAUUCGUGGCACUAAGCUCUAAUUUACCUCAUUAAAGAAACACUAUAGUCCCCAGAACCACUUCAGCUUAAUGUAGUGGUUCUGGUGUCUAUAGCCUGUCCCUGCAGGCCUUUUAAUGUAAACACGGCGGCACUGCAGCACUGGCGUUAGUUAACAUGGCAAAUCAUAUGGCUGGGGCAUUGUGAUGUCACAUGGGGGGCGGCAAACUUUACUUUUGCCUUGGGCGGCAAAAAUCCUUGUACCGGCCCUGGCUGGAGGGGGCUGUGUGAGCUGUGGCCGCACAGUGUCCCAUGGAAGUUAGGGUGCCGUGCGGCCAGUACAGCUCACUCAAGCAAACAGCUGAUAAACUGGCCGCACGGAGGAAAUGUGUAUGUGUGACUGUCUGCCUGUGACUGAGUGUGUGACUGUCUGUCUGUAACUGAGUGUGUGACUGUCUGUCUGUAACUGAGUGUGUGACUGUGUCUGUAACUGAGUGUGUGACUGCCUGUAAAUGUGUGUGUGGGGCUGCAGGGAUUUUGUAGAAGGGGGUGGGGGUUUUGUAUUGGGACAGGAGUCUUUAUAAGGGGGGAUAAGCAGGGGAUUUGUGGAAGGGGGUUGCGGGGGUUUUGUAGAUGGGGCAGUACAGGAUUUGUAGAAGGGGCAGGACAGAGGUUUUGUAGGAGGGGCAGGGCAGGACAAGGGUUUUGUAGGAGGGGCUGACAGCGGUUUUGCAAAGUUUACAAAUUGUAAAAAUAAAAGAAAUAAAACCUUUAACAAUUUUUUACAGGUUUUUUUUUUGGGGGGGGGUGCCAAGCACAGGAUCCGCCCCGGGUGCCAAAUGCUCUAGGUACGCCCCUGGAUAUAUACCUUUCAUGUACAGUUCAAAUGCAAGUGCUGUGUAACGUGUGUUCAUUUAAAAAGACAAUACAUUAUCAGCGACGGCUUAACCUCUGUUUUCCCCCCGCAGGUCAUUUUCUCCUAACUAACCUGCUCCUUGAAAAGAUGAAGAGAUCAGUAAAUUCCCGUAUAAUAAACGUGUCUUCUUUGGCACACAUAGCGGGAGAGAUUGACUUUGAUGAUUUGAACUGGGAAAAAAAGAAGUACAACACAAAAGCAGCUUAUUGCCAAAGUAAGCUUGCUAAUGUCCUGUUUACAAAUGAGUUAGCCAAAAGGCUGCAAGGUGAGUUCAAGUUUAGAGUUAAAACAAAUGUAUUCUCUACAUCAUAAAAGAAUGCCUCUAAAUCUAUCUAUCCACUGGUUCACUGUUUUACCAGAGUUAUGGCUUUUUUCUUCUUAGGGCAACAAGCUGUUGGUCCACAUAUUAACAUUUCAUUAUUAUCCUGUAAUAUUCUUUUAUUAUGCAUUUAUUUAUUUUAAAAAGCAAAAUCAUAUUGCUUGGGAAUAUGUGCGGAAUCAUCUGACAAAAGUCUCCUUGGGCAGAAAAUUAAAUUUUUUUUAUUCUUUUUACUAUGCAUGAGGACGAACAGCAUCGACUAAAACCCAAUAGGAAAGCAUUUAUUCAAUGCUUUCCUAUGGGGUUGUCCUAAUGAGAUUGUGGCGCUCGCCGCGCAUGCGAAUUAGGUCCCCGGGGAAGGAGGAGCAGAAACUCUGCAUUUUAACUUGCUGCUCAUAUGAAGCAUAAAACAUUGGCAAGUAUAAUAUAUUUUCCAAAGUGUGUAUUGUAUCAAAUAAAGAGUUUUAUUUAUGUUUUUCUUUUUUUUUUUUUAUCAAUAGGUACAGGAGUAACGACCAACUCCCUACACCCAGGGGUUGCAGAUACUGAGCUGGGAAGACAUACAGGAAUGCAUAAAUCUACAUUCUCCAGCACAGUGCUAGGUAGGUUAAAUGGAAAGCGUGACUGUUUAGGAGAUCAUAUGUAUGCAAUAUACAUCAGCAUGUUUGCUUUUUCUUUUCUUUCUUUUUUUAGCCCAUCAACACAUUACAUUUCAAUAAAAUGGUAUCACUCUGCCAUCCCACUUUUGAGAGUUAAAGGGGAACUUCCGCAUUAGCUAUAUUUUUGAAAAGGAGGUAUGACCUAGCAUGUUCCUCUACUGCAAUCCUACUUUACCUAUUAUUUUAUUAAGGGAACAUGCAAACUAAUGAGUGUCUUCAGAACGUGGUAUAUACACAGUGUUCCAUACAAAGUGCCUGGUUAUGUCAGUUCUGAUGAUCUGUUAUUAAUAGCUGAGCACAAGAAGCAACAGAAAGCAACUACAGUUUCACAAAUGAAUUUAAAAUUCCAGGACAAAUUUUUCUAUACAUUGGACCAAGUAGGCAAUGGACACAACUGUUUAUAUUAACAUGCAUUCCAGAGUUUCGAAAUCUAAUUUGAGAAAAAAAAACAAAUUAAAAAACACGUGUGUAAAACCUCUUAAUGUUAUAUAUUUUAGCGCCUCUGUUUUGGUUCCUGGUAAAAUCACCCAAAGAAGCAGCCCAGCCCAGCAUCUAUUUGGCUGUGAAUGAGGAAUUGGCAGGCAUAUCUGGGAAAUAUUUCAAUGGCUUGAAGGAAAAAGAGCCAGCUCCACAGGCUUUGGACGAAGAGACUGCAAGGAGGCUCUGGGUAGAAAGUGCCAAACUGGUGCAUCUUGAUGAUGCAUUAAAGGAAUUUGAAGCACCGUAGGACUUUAAAUCAAACCUAGCAAAUUACCUUCAGUGAAGGUUUGUAUCUGUUUUAAUAUUUACAAAAAAAAAUAAAAUAAAGAAAAAACACUUAUUAAAAUAAUUUGCCAUGUAUUUAUUUUAUUUUUGGUUAACACAUAAAAAAAAAAAAAAAAAGAGUUAAAUUACAAUUAUGUAAUAACUUCACAGUAAUAUCAUAGAAGACAAAUAUAUAUACAUUGUGAGAGAAUUUUUCGAUAAAAGCAUUAUGCAUGGCAUUGGAGCAUAGUGAAGGUAAACGAAAAAGCAAAUAAAAUAUGAAAGAAUAGCAUCCAAUAAGCAAUCAAAGAUCAAUGGGUCUCAGGCCAGGGCAGAUUAGGUAUUGUUGUAGGAAUGUCCUCCAAGAUGGUAUAGCAGCACACUGGAGUGGCAUCCCUUGCCCCCCACUCACAGUUGGAGGUACAUCACAGUCCCAUAUUAUAGACUUAGACCUCAGGGUCCCCACUCCAGAGUUUGACAAGGUCUGCAGUCAGGCUCCAGCUUUGAUUGCCUUAAGCCUUCAUUUGAAGCCCUGCCUCGAGUCGUCACACAACAGGAAUCACCGUGGAGACUAGAAGGCAACAGUCUCAGUACUUUCUGGACCAGCCGAGCUGGAGUAAUCACCCUGAGGUGGGGCAAAGCAGUUCUUGGCCUUAGGGAUUUCUGGGAUAGCUGGGUCUGAAUGUUCUCUUCGAACCGGUCAAAAGGCCCUCGGACCUCUUCUAGCUCCCUUGUCGAGUAGAGGCCUUCGCCAGACGAGAAACAGGACAGCGUUGAUAUUGAGGUAAGUUACUGGUCUUUAGGCCAAGCAUGGGGAGCCACUUUCUGCUGACUAGUUUGACCCAAAAGUUGUCAAAUAUUUUGUAGAGCUUUUCCAUAGUGUAGUGCUGUGGGCCUUGAGACCUCAGUAAUUACUCAGCAUCCGCCAUCUUGAAGUAGUAUAUAGCUCCUCACUUGACCCAAGGAUGAUAGGCACUGGGAUAACCCUUACUGGCAGUGGGGAAAAGGGGCUCAAUCACAGAGGCUCUAUUUCUGUCAGACAGGAGGCAGAUAUUGGCCCCUUUUUCUCACACCAACGCCACCAAGAGUUUCGCAGAUAGGCCACAGGACUCCGCGUUCUGUAGUAUACGUCAGCCAUGCAGAAGAGGAUUCUUAUUGGGGGAUGCUGAAUCCAGAAGUUAUGUGAGAGCUGCUGUAGCUUCAAAAAAGAUUUGAACAAUAAAUUGCUCUCUUAAAGGAACACUAUAGGGUCAGUAACACAAAUUUAUUCCUGACCCUAUAGUCAUAAAACCACCACCCAGCCCACUCUUGCCUGCCUAAAUAUAGUAAAAUCAUACUUUUAUUCAAGUCCGCAGCUGCUGCUUCUGCCCCUGACUGCUGACGUAAUCAAAAGUCGUGGUCUGAGCCAAUCACAGUGCUUCUUCAUAGGAUUGGCUGAGCCUGUCAAGGAUGCUCUUUGUGUUGUCGUCCCCAGCAUGGAUGGGCUGGGGACGACAACAACACAAAGAGAUAUAGAGGGGCUGGGGGAGAAAGAGACAAUGUGCUUGGAGGAAGAGACCCACAAAUGGUGAUAUGGAGAGAAAGCGACACACAGAGGGACUGGGAGGGGCAAAGAGCCACAAAGGGACUGGGGAAGGGGCAAAAGAGACCGAUGUAAGCUUGGGGGGAGACACUCAGAGGGGCUGUAGGGACACAAAAAGACACAGAGGAGCUAUGGAAAGGCAAAGGAGACAGACUGGGGCUUGGGAUAGAGACACCUAGAGGGUCUGCGGGGACACAGAGGGGCUGGGGAAGGGGCAAAAGAGACAGAGAGGCUUUAACUAACCCACUAGAUUUUAGUCGUGUCAACUGAAAUCUACUGGAGAUUUUGUCGACUAAAUCUAUUUGGAUGACUAAAAUGGCUUUCUAGUCAAAAGACUUAUGACUAAAACUAAAUUGACAUUUUCUGCCAAAUUUAAAGGGAUACUGUAGUGCCAGGAGUACAAAGCUGUAUUUCUGGCACUACCGAUCCCUCUGCCUCACCCCUCCCUCGCGUCCCCCUUCCCUGGUAAAUAAAGGGUUAAAGGGGCUCCUUUAUGAUUUCUGUUGUGAUUAUUAAAGGAUUUCAUACUAAGACAUAACUCAUUAUUAGCAUUUAUAUAGUGGCGACAUAUUCUGCAGUGCUUUACAUUUAUGUAUUUAGAGGUGAAGAACACUCUGCUCAAACAAGCGUACCCUCUAUAAGUAGAUAUAUAUAGAAUUCAAACCAGGAUUUCCCAGUUCUAAGGCAGUGAUGUUACCAGUGCGCUAACCAGUUGAUAUAUAACAAUCUGUAACAUUGGGGUGUAUGAAUUUGUCACAGAGGCAUGCCAGUGAUGCUAUAUGCAAGGUACCAUUGUGCAUUUAUACCAGGUUUACUGGAACUGUGCUGCUCAGCUCCCUCAUGGUCCUCUAUGUGCAGAGUUAAUUUUUGGCAGACAAUCUUCUCUAACAAAGUGCUUGCACUGAAGUUUUCAGGGGCCAAGGCCCAGAUUUUUGCUUGGCAGUCCCUGCAAGCCUUGCUGGGCAGAAUUCACAAAUGUCUCGCAAAAACAUGAUAACUAAGCAGGCCUAUCUAUGGCUGGGCAUCCUAUAAAGCCUAAUCCACAGUGCACCAGGAUAAUUAGACAUAAAUAUUUAUAGUUUAAUCUUAGCCUUAUUGUAAUCUUACUGCUUUCAGCGAUAUAAGGGUAUCUAUGUUAAAAAUUGGUCUAAAAAAAAAAAAUUUGAGGGAACGAUUACGUCAUCAGACAGCGACCAUUUGCUCCUUGACCGCAGCCAACAACUCUCACACAUAAUUAAGAAACAGCACACACGGCGGAUCCCAUGGUUCUAGCCCGCGGAGCACGCGCCCACACUGUAAUAUUAUCGCCAUAUUCUGGCCCUUAGCGGUGCCCUUAACAAAUACGGCUUCCGGCCACGUCACAUGCUAUCACGUGGG
Messenger RNA from Pelobates cultripes (western spadefoot toad), 21827 nucleotides. NCBI's taxonomy places the organism in Eukaryota, Metazoa, Chordata, Amphibia, Anura, Pelobatidae. The record is from the annotation of a GenBank genome assembly.